This is a messenger RNA of Bactrocera dorsalis (oriental fruit fly), 3216 nucleotides long. RefSeq lists its product as uncharacterized. The transcript is spliced from 3 exons. The record is from RefSeq and is a predicted model, not a curated record. The coding region runs from base 2131 to 2949 and encodes 272 amino acids. NCBI's taxonomy places the organism in Eukaryota, Metazoa, Arthropoda, Insecta, Diptera, Tephritidae. Gene Ontology annotation, cellular component: nucleus.
CUUCUUCCUCUAUCUCGAUUUGGUGGAAACCCUUCGCCAGAUCGAGUGUAGUGAAGUACUGGCUUCUUCCCAGUUUUUUAAGAAUCUCGUCUAUGUUCGGGAUGGGAAACUUGUCAUCGAUCGUUACUUCGUUCAGUUUCCGAUAGUCGAUUACAAGUCUCCACUUUGGUUUCCCGCUGGCAUCGGCCUUCUUUGGCACGAUCCAAAUUGGGCCUGAGUAGGGAGAAUCCUAAUUAUCCUAUUACUUGAAUGAGUUUUAAAUUCUGUGCUGUUGUUCACGUUAUUGUUCCCUGUAUGUGCGUACCCGGCUUGGAACAGUAUGUCUAUAGCAUGUUCCAAGUCUUCUGGGUUCCUACAGAAAAGGAUUGAUUUCAUUGGUUCAGGAAGUUUGUUUUUAAAGAUAUUGGGGGCAGACCGCUUGUUGUUCAUCGCACUCUCUCUAGUUGCUUCGGUUUCUCCUAAAAUGGUUACUAAUUUGUUAUUUAACCUGUGUAACCUGGUUUUCAUGUCGUUGUAAAAAUCAAAAGUGUUUGUUCUAAAGGUCACGCUUCGUAAUUCGUCAAAGAGUUCUUCGCAAGAACGUCUAUCCCCGAAAUUAUUCUGUAGUAUGUUUUUAAUCUCUGCCCAUGAGGUCGCGGGGCAGUUUAUUUCUAUUGCCUGUCUUGCUCUUCCUUUUAGCUUUGAUUUUAUUAUGUCCGAAAAAACUAGUUGGGACAGUUCGUCAUAUGUUUGUAGGUGUGGGUGUAUUCGGUUAAUAAGUGUGGUGAAUGUCUGUAGGUCUCUUGAGUCGCCACAGAAUUCAGGUAAGUUAUUAAGAUAUUUUAAAGGGUUUAUAGUAAGAAUGUUUUGAACUGGUACUGCCAUUUUAUUUCUUUUUUUUUCUUGUUUUCCAGACGUAUAUAGUAAUUUUCUUUCAAUUUCUUACUCUAUGCUAAUUUUUUAAGUUACAUAUAUUUAAUAAUAAUUAUUAUAUAUAAUAUAGUUAAUCGGAUUCUCACUUUCUGAUGUUGUUGUUGAAUAUUAUAUUGCUGUCUGUCUGGCUCUGUGUUGGGUUUGAAGUUGAUCUGGAUGUGUUUCCAAGGAUGGAAAAAAAUUAGUCACUAUGUUGAGUUUAAAGUUGAUUAGGAUGAACAUUUGGCUGAUGAGUUGUUAAUAUGGGUAUAUCUUUAUAUUUCGGUUGUUGUCUGAAAUUAUCAUCGAUAAGAGUAAAUCUUUUUUACCCUUUUCUUCACCCCCUUUUUUGUAUUAUUUUAGAAAAAUUUGUAUGUUUUAAAGGAUUCGUUCUUUAAUCUUAUGAAGUUCAAAUGUCACUCUCACUAAACUUUUUCGCAAAAAUUAUAUUGUAUGCUUAGAAGAUUCGUUCUUCAUUCUUAUGAAGUUCAAAUGUCACUUUCACUAAACUUUUUCGCAAAAAUAUUUUGUAUGUUUUAAAGGAUUCGUUCUUAAAUCUUAUGAAGUUCAAAUGUCACUUUCACUAAACGUUUUCGCAAAAAUAUUUUGUAUGUUUUAAAGGAUUCGUUCUUAAAUCUUAUGAAGUUCAAAUGUCACUUUCACUAAACGUUUUCGCAAAAAUAUUUUGUAUGUUUUAAAGGAUUCGUUCUUCAAUCUUAUGAAGUUCAAAUGUCACUUUCACUAAACGUUUUCGCAAAAAUAUUUUGUAUGUUUUAAAGGAUUCGUUCUUAAAUCUUAUGAAGUUCAAAUGUCACUUUCACUAAACGUUUUCGCAAAAAUAUUUUGCAUGUUUUAAAGGAUUCGUUCUUCAAUCUUAUGAAGUUCAAAUGUCACUUUCACUAAACUUUUUUGCAAAAAUUAUUUUGUAUGUUUUAAAGAAUUCGUUGUUCUUAUUUUUUUUUUUCUACCCGUUACGAAUAUAGAAAUAUUCAAUGGACCUAAUCAUUGAAUCCGUUUCGAUCGAAAUAUGGUUCGAUAUGAUCGAAAAAAUUUGCGUUGAAAUCAUUGAAACCGUAUCGAAAAUAAAAUUUUCGAUCGAAGUGAACUUACUUACCGACUUGAUAAAAUGCUUUCCGCGGCACAUAGAUGUCGCUAAUUUCGAAAUCAUUGAUACCGCAAUAUCGAAAAUUUGUGCCGAAAUCAAUCCGUUGGUGACUGCGUUGCGGAAUUCUUACAAAAAUGGAUAAUUUAGAUAAGAGACAAAAACACACCAACAAAAAACAAUUUGAAGUGUUAGUAAGUGAAAUGAAGCUGCACCCCGACAUAGCGAAAGGAUUUUCGCAAAGAGCACCAGGCGAAUUGAAUCAUUUUUGGGAAGAAAUUUCAAACAAAUUAAACGCAGUAGGUCCCCCAAUCAAGGACAAAACUGGAUGGAAGAAGGUUUGGACAGAUUUCAAGUUUGCGACGAAGAAAAAAAUGGUCAAAAAUGCAAAGCAAAUUUCAGGAACAGGAGGUGGGCCCUUCAGCCAAAUUUCUUUACGUGCACUGGAAGAGGAAGUGAGUGUUAUUCUAUCACUCAAUGCAUCAGUGGAGGGAUUAAAGGGCGUUACAAGUUUUGGAUGCUCAAAAGAAAAUAUUCCGGAAGAAAUACCAACAACAAGUACUCCCCGCAAAAGACCGGUUGAGUCAAUUUAUUCCCAGCCUGACAUUGACUUGACGUCAUAUAUGACUCCUGGCCAGACCAUAGAAUCUAAUGCAGAUGCUGAUGUGUUCUGUACCCCACAUAAAAAGAGUAGAAUAAACAAAAUGGGUCUUCUUACAGAACAAAUAAAUAUUCAAAAAAAGAUGGAGGAAAAUGUAUCUAAAUUGUUAGCCACGCUCAUUAAACAUCAAAAAGACUAUAUCCAAGAACAGUCCGACACGAACAGGUGGCUUAGGAAACUAAGUGAAAAUGAGAAGGAUAAAUUGAAAGAAAUGAAGCGACAUAAUGCUGUCAUGGAAAAAAUAGCCUUUGAUAAAUUGGAAACCAAAAAAAAAAAUUCUAGAACUGGAACUUGAACAUUUAAAUAAUCCAUAAGUUUUUAUUAUUAAUUUAAAAUAUUUACAUUUUAAUGAAUUUUUACGUUUUUUAACUUAGUUUUAAUAAAAAUGAACUCAACAUAUUUAGUUAUAUAUGAACUUAUACUAAAACAUAUCUAAAAAAGUUUCUCUUAUUCUAUUUGCUUCGUCGGUAGGCAUAUCAUUUAAAUCAUUGUCAUCAUUGUUUGAAUAUUCAUUUUCAGAUAUAUCCAGGUGUAGCUCAUUAAAAUUUUCGUUAGAAUUAAA